Messenger RNA from Lactuca sativa (garden lettuce), 705 nucleotides. NCBI's taxonomy places the organism in Eukaryota, Viridiplantae, Streptophyta, Magnoliopsida, Asterales, Asteraceae. The record is from RefSeq and is a predicted model, not a curated record.
AUGACCGGAAAGGAUGAUUCCCUUCAGUCAAUCAGUACUCGUUUGGAUGGAAAGAAUUAUAUGUAUUGGAGUUACGUUAUGAAGAGCUUCCUUCAUGAGAAGAAUAUGUGGGGCUAUGUCACUGGGACUAAAGCCAAACCCUUAAUACCUCAAACUGAGAAUUUUUAUUUGUUACUUGAUGCUUGGGAAACUGAUAACUCCAAGAGUAAUCACGAUUCUGCUUUGUUUAUUAGAUGCUCGAGUGUAGGACGGAUUCUUCUGUCCUUAUAUGUGGAUGGCAUCAUUAUUACGGGUGAUGACCAUGGUGGUAUUGAGUCUUUGAAGCAUGAUCUAGCCUAUCGAUUUGCUAUGAAGGAUUUGGGAUUGUUGCGUUAUUUCUUGGGUAUUGAGGUAGCUCAGUCUAAGAAAGGGUAUCUUCUUUCUCAGAAUAAAUAUAUAUCUAACUUGUUUACACGGGCAUGCCUUUCUGACAAUCGGACUGUUGAUACUCCUCUUGAAACCAAUGCACGAUACUCUCCUACUUAUGGUGAUCCUUUAUCCGAUCCGAACCUUUCUCGCACUGUUGUGGGAAGCUUGGUCUAUCUCACAGUUAUUCGUCCAUAUACUGCUCAUGUUGUUCAUGUUGUCAGUUACUUUGUUAUUGCCCCUACCUCUGUUCAUUGGGGAGUUGUUCUUCGUAUUCUGAGAUAUCUUCGUGGCACUUAG